This is a messenger RNA of Paraglomus occultum, 997 nucleotides long. Lineage: Eukaryota; Fungi; Glomeromycota; Glomeromycetes; Paraglomerales; Paraglomeraceae. The record is from the annotation of a GenBank genome assembly.
UGACAAUGAACCUUAUUUUUAUCAACAACUCCUCCGUCAAAGGAGCUGGAGAAGUGAGGCUGAAUUGCGUGGACCGUAUGAAUCAUAUAGAGAACACUAUUUAUCAUUAUUUCCUGAACAAAGAUCAGAGAUGCUUACUGAAUCAACUCUUGAACAUGAAAUUACUUAUUUCAACAUUGAUGUUAUCAAACAUCAACUCGAUCAUCUUAAGAUUAUACUCCCUACAACGCCUCCACAAUUAAUGAUCAAUCUGCCUGAAGAUCAGUACAAAGUCAUGAAUGUACUAACUAACAAACUUGAGCAUCGAUCAAAGUUUCUAUUAAUGGCACCGACAGGGGUAGCUGCGCAGAGAAUCGAUGGGAAAACAAUACAUUCGGCUUUAAGAAUUACGCAUCAGGGUGGGACCUUUGUAACACGUGCAUUUACAGAUCAAACAUUAAGGUCAGCAUUGAGUGAGGUUAGAACGCUCAUUAUUGACGAAAUAUCAAUGGUAUCUGCACAAUUACUUUCUUUUAUUUCAGACUUAUUUGCAAAGAUACAUGGCAAUGCUUCUGCAUUUGGUGGAGUCAAUGUAGUAUUAGUAGGCGAUCUUGCACAACUUCCACCAGUAAGUGGAACACCCGUGUAUUAUUCGCCUAUAUGGAAAUUAUUUUAUCCCUUAUUUCUAACACAUUCACGGCGACAAGAAAAUGAUCUCGAAUUUUAUAAAUUACUUGAAGAAGUCCGUUUCGGAAAUAUCUCAUCAUUGUCUUGGAGGAUGCUCAGUUCAAAAUUAAAUGAAAGUAUGUCUAUUACUGAUGGUGGUGCAGCUCUAACGACAACACACAUAGUUGGAUACCGUGAAUCAGCAAUGAAAAUAAACGUAUCCAUAUGCAAUCUUCUCAACACACCACCAUCCCAAUUUUUAGUCAACUAUGCAAUAGACACUAUUAAUGGUUCCAUAUGUUCUGUCGAUGAAACACAUUGCAUGUUUAAAAAUAAGACAAAUCUUCCAAAG